This is a messenger RNA of Saimiri boliviensis boliviensis (Bolivian squirrel monkey), 1417 nucleotides long. RefSeq names its product testis expressed 44 (gene TEX44). Lineage: Eukaryota; Metazoa; Chordata; Mammalia; Primates; Cebidae. The record is from RefSeq and is a predicted model, not a curated record.
UCCAACCGCCACAAGUAGCAAAAAGCAUAGAUGACCACAGGAGGGCCCUCGGUAGAGGCCAGCACCACCAGCAGCCCCACCAGCAGCCCCGCACAUGGCACUUCUGGGAUCCCUCCCGGCAACGUGGCUGACAACACUUCUAAGGACAUCCCAGCAGGAGGGCCCCAAGGUCAGGCCCCACUCACAGCAGAUGUCUUGGUGGUGAGCAGCUCUGCCGCAUCUACCGACCAGCAGGAUGUUGAUCAGGCCUCCUUCCAGACGGCCUCUCCCGAGGCCAUGUCAACAUCUGGGGUCAAAGACAAGGGUUCAGUUGUUCCAGAAGAUGACCAGAAGACACCUAGAAAAAUCACAGCUCUGCUUCCCAGCCAAAACCCAGGUCCCCUGCAAACAUCUAUGAGCCUCCAGAAUCCAACGUGGGACAUGCUGGUUCAAGAUGCAAGGACAAGUCACAGUCUAGUGGUUUUCCCAAGUCACCUCCUGGGUAAAGACAAGACAUCACAAACAGCAAGUGUUCCCAAGAGAGAGCCAGAGUCAGCUCCCUCUGCCCCGAGUGCUGAGCCACAGUCCACCCAGCACGUGGAGGCUCAGCCAGCCGGGAGUGAUGCUGACGAGGUCACAGCUGGUGCCGAUGGCCAGGGUGGCCCUGAGGCCACUGGCACCACCAAGGCUGCAAAAGAGAAGGCUGAGUGUCCGAAGGCCCCGCACCCUGAUGCUGAAGCUUUGCCAUCCGAUGAGUCCCCAGUGGCCAUGGGAAAGAACGUGGUGGAGAGCUUAGGAGACCCGCAGGUUUGGUUCUUCCCUCCGUCUCCAGCAGGCAAUGUGCCCCCGUCACCCGGCCCCCACGAGGUGGCCCUGGGGAGGAGACCCCUGGACCCCAGCCUGUACAUGGCCAGUGAUGAGAACAGCUACAUGCGCUCCAUGACCAGCCUGCUGGGCAGGGGCGAGGGCUCCAUUAGCUCCCUGGCAGACAUCCUGGUGUGGUCCGAGACCGCCAUGGGCAUGGCCGUGGCCACGGGCUUCCUGGCCUCUGACCACAGCACUGUGGCAGACCUGCUCCACAGCUCGGGGCCCAGCCUGCGCUCGGUCUCCAGCAUGCUGAGAAGCGUCGGCUCAGCCUUCUCCUCCGGGCUGGUGUGCGGGACCGGCUCAGCCCUGCGCGCCAUCGCCCACGUGCUGGAGACGGUGGAGCAGAGGACCGUGGAGGGCGUCCGCUCAGCCAUGCGCUAUCUGACCAGCCACCUCACCGCACGCCGGGCCCAUGCUGACCCCAACUAUGAUUAGAACCCUGCACAGGGACCCCCGAAGGGCUGGUUCAGUGGCCUCCAGAGCCCCCUGGGACCCUCACGCCCUGCUCCCUUGCCCACCUCUGCUCUGGACGGUUCCCCCAGCCCAUGCAAUAAAUCACCAGCAAGCGUUU